CCAAAAAAAUAAAAAUCUUUCAUCUUCCUUAUUCGCUAAUUCAUUUCCUUUUAUUGGUAAUCAAACUUCACACACAAAUCGCAUUCGAAACCCCAACCAAACCAUUCUCUCCCUGCUCUGCUCAACUCUCUCUCUAAUCAGAUAAUGACAACUGACAUGCAGAAUCUCGACUCCACCACCGUCACUGGCGUCCCAGACACCAAACCCGCGCCUCCUUCUCCUGCUAAGCCGGAUCCGCCGGAGGUCACCUCACCUACCUCCACUUCCGAGAACAAGGAUGCCACUGAUUCCAAGGCCUCCACUCAGGUCGUCAGCGCCGUCUCUGCUGUCUCCGAUACGGAGAAAAAGAUCCGCCGUGCUGAGCGCUUUGGAAUUAAUGUCCAGUUAUCGGAGCAAGAGAAACGAUCUUCUCGUGCUGAAAGGUUUGGAACUGCUUCUGCUGGAACUGCUUCUACUGGAGCUGCUUCUACCGGAACUGGUUCUUCUGGAAAUGGUUCUGCUGUAAAGAGCGCAGAGGAGCUGAAGAGGAAGGCUCGAGCUGAGCGGUUCGGAAUGCCUGUGACCACUGAUGAUGAGGCAAAGAAAAAAGCUCGACUUCAAAGAUUUGCUUCAACUCCAAAAAAGGAUGCAACAGAAGAAAAAACUGCAGGAAUCGAUAUGAGGCCUUCACAGCCUUCAUCGGACUCUCUAUUGAUGAAUAGCAAAGGAAAUAUUGAACCAGCAGCAAUUGCGGGCAAAGCUGGUGGAGGUACCUAAAAACAGUUUGCUUUGAAAUAAAUUUUAGGUCUAGGGUUCUAACUUUUGACAAGUCUGCGGCUUCUAUCCAUGUGUCUUGUUUACACCUUGACUUUCCAGAUGCGUCUCAGGUAGAUGGUAGUCUAAAGCCAUUAAACAAGAUUCUAGCAGUAUUAAGAGGAUCUCUUGGUUUUCUGUAUGACUUCUAAUAUCAGUUUACUUUGUGAGGCCUAAAGGAAUCAACAACUCCCAUAGUUUGUUAACUCAUUAUAUAAUCUAGUAGAAAUCAGAUAUUUUGUAUUUGAAAUCUAGGGUUUAGUGCUGUGCAGAAACUCUGUAAUGAUUGGCUCUUAUUUGGUGAAUUUUCUGUCACAAGGAUGUGGUCUGUGCCUCACUAUCUUGGCUGUACAGCUUUUCUCUCAUGAUCCUCCACAAAACAGCAAUAUUAAGUAGACAUUCUGAUUAGCAUUAUCUGAUUCAAGAACUCGUUAUUUCAUUCCAUCAGAAAAUGGAAAAGCUUAUAGUUAAGUUGCUGAAGGGGUAAAAAUACAAAUUGCUUUAAAAAUAAUAUUUUGUUCUGAUUGAUAGAAGCAUGCAUCUAGGGCCAUUUGUCGAAGGCAUUAUGUAAAAUAGCGAUGGUCAUGCUUGAAGCCUACAACUGAAGCAAGUAGUAUUUAUAGUAGGAAGGUUUGUCACAUUUACACUGGAUGUUUGUUUAUUUUAGCUGCAGCCUUUAAGGUCAACUUAACUAUAGCUUUUCAAUUUUUUUUCUUGUUUUCGUUUUGGUCUCGAACUGCAUGUCAUUUCUUUUAAGUCUUAGGUUCUCAUGUUGAUUUGGAAACUCGUAGUGUAGAAAUGUUGUUUUAGAUUGGGAUUCGACAAAAGAAUGUCUCGCUUAAUGCUGCUGUUUUGAGUUUGAUCAUGAGGUGCUUGUCUGGAGUUAGCUUGGUCAAGAUACAUACAUCUAAGGUAAGGUUGUCAGUAUGCUUUUUUAAUAGUAAUCGAUCAUCAAAAGUGGAAUUUAAAAAAUAGUUUUAGUUUAUUGCUUCAGAACUUCUAAUAAGUCUUUCUGAUUCGGAGUAGUUAACAAUGCAAAAGGCGGUGUUGAUUUCUUUUUGGCCUCACAGUAAAUUGCUGGGCUGCAAGGUAGGGUUAUGGGGAUAGUACUAUUUUGAUAAAUCUGGAUAUCAGUUUUUGUAAUUUUGUUUGAAUUGAUUUUGGCUACCAUUAAGAAACGCAAGAUCUGGGAAUCUCGAUGUAAUGUUUAUCAAACUCCCUUUUACUAUUUUUAUAUGGAAUGAAGAACAGUGCUUUUAUUUUGUGAA
Mercurialis annua (annual mercury) is the source of this 2060-nucleotide messenger RNA. RefSeq names its product protein MODIFIER OF SNC1 11. The transcript is spliced from 6 exons. The coding region runs from base 145 to 756 and encodes 203 amino acids. The record is from RefSeq and is a predicted model, not a curated record. Gene Ontology annotation, cellular component: nucleus. Gene Ontology annotation, biological process: poly(A)+ mRNA export from nucleus. Lineage: Eukaryota; Viridiplantae; Streptophyta; Magnoliopsida; Malpighiales; Euphorbiaceae.